This is a messenger RNA of Heteronotia binoei (common prickly gecko), 2342 nucleotides long. RefSeq names its product DET1 partner of COP1 E3 ubiquitin ligase (gene DET1). Bases 169 to 1824 code for a protein of 551 amino acids. Gene Ontology annotation, molecular function: ubiquitin-like ligase-substrate adaptor activity; ubiquitin protein ligase binding. Gene Ontology annotation, cellular component: nucleus; cullin-RING ubiquitin ligase complex. The record is from RefSeq and is a predicted model, not a curated record. Gene Ontology annotation, biological process: positive regulation of proteasomal ubiquitin-dependent protein catabolic process; protein ubiquitination. The transcript has 5 exons. Lineage: Eukaryota; Metazoa; Chordata; Lepidosauria; Squamata; Gekkonidae.
GGGUACGCUGCUGCUGCCGGCUUCACCGGUAGGCUGUUCGGACUCGUUGGUCGCGCUCUACCUCCCUCGGCGGAAAGAUGGCGGCGGUUGUUGCCGCUGACAUGACCUGCCUCAGAGCCAUUUCAGAUUCUUCUCAUCUGGGGUUUUUCUUCACUUGAAGACGGUGGCAUGGAUCAUGAAGCCCCAACCAUCAGACCUCGUCGGAUCCAGAACCAGAAUGUCAUCUACCGCUUGGAACGGCGAAGGAUCACGUCUGGCAAGAUGGGGACACACUGGCACCAGGUCCGCGUCUUCCACCAAAACGUCUUCCCCAACUUCACAGUGGUGAAUGUUGAAAAGCCACCCUGCUUCCUGCGCAAGUUUUCCCCUGAUGGAAGGUACUUCAUAGCUUUCUCCUCGGAUCAGACUUCCUUGGAAAUCUAUGAAUAUCAAGGGUGUCAGGCAGCAGAGGACCUCCUCAAGGGCUAUGAAGGGGAGAUCUUGGCAAAUGGCAAUGACCAGCGGUCCAUUAACAUCCGUGGGCGGCUCUUUGAGCGCUUCUUUGUCCUUCUCCAUAUCACCAAUGUGGCUUCCAACGGCGAGCACUUGAACCGUGAGUGCAGCUUGUUCACAGAUGACUGUCGCUAUGUCAUUGUUGGCUCUGCUGCCUACCUGCCAGAGGAGCCCCACCCUCCCUUCUUUGAGGUUUACCGCAACAGCGAAUCAGUGACUCCUAAUCCCAGGUCCCCUUUAGAAGAUUACUCUUUGCACAUCAUAGACCUCCACACAGGCAAGCUGUGUGACACCAGGACGUUCAAAUGUGACAAAGUCAUCUUGUCCCACAACCAAGGGCUCUACUUGUAUAAGAAUAUCCUGGCCAUUCUGUCUGUACAGCAGCAAACCAUCCAUGUUUUUCAGGUGACGCCAGAGGGCACCUUCAUUGACGUACGGACAAUCGGUCGCUUCUGCUACGAGGAUGACCUCCUCACGCUGUCAGCAGUCUAUCCAGAAGUCCAGCGGGACUCUCAGACAGGCAUGGCGAACCCAUACAAAGAGCCAUUCAUCAAUUCUUUGAAACACAGAUUGCUGGUCUACUUGUGGCGAAGGGCAGAGCAAGAUGGGAGCACGAUGGCAAAAAGGAGGUUCUUUCAGUAUUUUGACCAGCUGAGGCAGCUGCGGAUGUGGAAGAUGCAGCUGUUAGAUGAAAACCACCUCUUUAUCAAAUACACCAGUGAAGAUGUGGUCACAUUGCGGGUGACAGACCCUUCACAGCCUUCCUUCUUCGUCGUGUACAACAUGGUGACCACUGAGGUGAUCGCUGUUUUUGAGAACACUUCAGAUGAGCUGCUGGAACUCUUUGAGAACUUUUGUGACCUCUUCCGAAACGCCACCCUGCACAGCGAGGCAGUUCAGUUCCCCUGCUCGGCCUCCAGCAACAAUUUUGCCAGGCAGAUCCAACGCCGGUUUAAAGACACUAUCGUGAAUGCCAAGUACGGCGGGCACACCGAGGCUGUGCGGCGGCUCCUGGGCCAGCUCCCGAUCAGCGCUCAGUCCUACAGCGGCAGCCCUUACCUUGAUCUCUCCCUCUUCAGUUAUGACGACAAGUGGGUUUCAGUCAUGGAGCGCCCCAAGACUUGUGGUGACCAUCCAAUUAGGUUCUAUGCCCGAGAUUCUGGCCUUCUGAAGUUUGAAAUCCAAGCGGGGCUCCUGGGCCGGCCUAUCAAUCACACUGUCCGGCGACUGGUCGCAUUCACCUUCCACCCGUUUGAGCCCUUUGCCAUCUCUGUGCAGCGGACUAAUGCCGAAUAUGUUGUAAACUUCCACAUGAGGCACAGCUGCACAUAAUGCAGUUUUCGUCGGUGGCAGCCAUGCCUGUUGGCUAAACGUGUUUUGUCACUGACACGCCAAAGCAAGACCGGCCUGUUCUAGAAAACCAAACAUCCCUGCUGCCCUUUGAGGAGCUGAAAGCGCCAUUGGUCUUCCCCCGCCUACUGUGGUGACUGGUGAACUGCUCCUGCCCUCGGAGGAAGGCUGCUGGGUUGCUUCUUCUGGAUCAGCUGAGUGCUGAUGAACUCGGAGUCCCGGUGCUGUUUCACUGCCUGACUCACCUUAUGCUCUGUUUGGCCUAACUGACUGUUCGGCCUUACGCUUGGUGGACCAGUCCAGCUCCAUUCAAUUCUUUUGUGGGGAGGGAGGUGUGGUCUGUUGAGCAGAAUGCAGCAGAGAAACAGUUUCCCUUUAACCAAACAGUCCAGUCUUUAAAGAGCUGUCCCCAGGCCUGUCGGGCUAUUCACCAAAUUACCUUUCAAAACCACACAUUUUCUUUUCCUGUCCUGACGUAAUUAUACUGCUGCAGAAAUCUG